Molecule: messenger RNA, 1818 nt
Organism: Mytilinidion resinicola
Lineage: Eukaryota; Fungi; Ascomycota; Dothideomycetes; Mytilinidiales; Mytilinidiaceae
Product: high affinity glucose transporter
Exons: 6
Coding region: 1-1590 (529 amino acids)
Biological process (GO): carbohydrate transport; transmembrane transport
Cellular component (GO): membrane
Molecular function (GO): carbohydrate:proton symporter activity
Source: RefSeq, a predicted model, not a curated record
AUGUGGACUACAUAUAACACCUACGCCAUUUGCGCCUUCGCCGCCAUCGGCGGUGGCCUGUUCGGCUUCGAUAUCUCGUCCAUGAGCGGCGUGCUCGGCACCAAUGCCUACAAGAACUACUUCGGCAACCCUACCGGCUACCGUCAAGGCGGUAUCACGGCUUCCAUGCCCGCUGGCUCCCUCGUUGGUGCACUAGCCUCUUCCUUCAUUGCAGACAAGCUCUCCCGUAGGACUGCGAUCCAGGUCGCGGCCAUUAUUUGGAUCAUUGGCGCCAUUCUUCAGACUGCCUCGAACGGCGUCGCCCUCCUCUGCGUCGGCCGUGUCGUUGCUGGUCUCUGCGUUGGCAUCGCAUCUUCCAUUGUCCCGGUUUACCAAGCCGAGAUUGCCCGCAAGGAGAUCCGAGGACGUGUGGUGUCAUUGCAACAAUGGGCUAUCACUUGGGGCAUCUUAAUCCAGUACUUCAUUCAGUACGGCGCUUCCUUUGUCGACGGUGGUCCAACGGCUCCCAACCAGGGAACUGCCGCCUUCCGUAUCCCAUGGAGUAUUCAGAUGGUUCCAGCAUUCAUUCUCUUCAUCGGCAUGUUCUUUUUGCCUAGGUCCCCCCGCUGGCUAGCGAGCAAGGAUCGUUGGGAGGAGGCCAUCCAAGUUCUCGGCCACCUCCAUGGAGGAGGCGAUGUGAACCACCCCAAGGUGCUCGCUGAAUACCAGGAAAUUGAGGAAGCUCUUCGCUUCGAGCGGGAGGAAGCGAUCAACAGCUACAAAGCCCUUGUCGAGCCUCGUAUGCUCAAGCGCGUCAUCCUGGGAAUGUCAAUCCAGAUGUGGUCUCAGCUUUGCGGCAUGAACAUCAUGAUGUACUACAUCGUCUACAUCAUGGAGGGUGCUGGCAUCGCUAAUGAGUUGCUCACCUCCUCCAUCCAGUACAUCAUCAACGUUGCGCUCACAUUGCCCGCUAUCCUGUACCUUGACAGGUUCGGCCGUCGCCCGGCUCUCCUUUGCGGUUCGUUCGGCAUGAUGACUUUCCUUUUCAUCAACGGCGCGCUUCAAGCCGCCUACGGCAGGCCUAACCCCGACAAGUCCAAUAAAGCCAUCACCUGGGUCGUUCAGGACCACAAGAGCGUUUCCAAGGCCAUAGUCGCCUGCUCGUACCUCUUCGUCGCCACCUUUGCCACGACCUGGGGCCCAACAUCCUGGACAUAUCCCUCGGAGAUCUUCCCGUCCAAGAUCCGCGCCAAGGCCGUCUCGUUGGCCACCGCCUCUAACUGGAUCUGGAACUGCGCCCUUGCCUUCGGUGUUCCCCCGCUUCUCCAGAAGAUCGACUGGAAGAUGUACAUGAUCUUCGCCACCUUCAAUGGUCUUGCCCUCAUUCAUAUGUUCCUGACUGCUCCCGAGACCAAGGGCAAGACCCUCGAGGAGAUGGACGAGGUCUUCGACUCUGGCAUCCCGGCCUGGCGCGGCGUCAAGAAGGGCUCUAGGCUCGACGUGCUGCAGACCCAGAUCGAGAAGGGCGAGGUCAAGGUUGCCGGCUUCCACGGCCGCGACAGGUCCGGUGCUCCCACCGGAAUCGAGCAUGUCGAGAACAAGGCGGAAUAGGUUGACGAGCGUAGUGGCUUAGAUACGGCAAAGCAGAGUUGGGGUUCGUCGUAAAGCGCUACACUAUACUGGGGUCAAGAUGGGGUGGUUGCGGCAACAUGCUUACGGAGAUUUUUACGGAGUCUCUAGCUCAGAAUCAUGGUUGAUGGACGAUCAUCGAUUAUUGGGCAUGCAUGUAAUAUCUUUCUGCGAAUACUCAAAUAGUAGGCGCUAGUGGUAAUACCUAUC